Caenorhabditis remanei is the source of this 2043-nucleotide messenger RNA. RefSeq lists its product as uncharacterized. The record is from RefSeq and is a predicted model, not a curated record. Gene Ontology annotation, cellular component: nucleus. NCBI's taxonomy places the organism in Eukaryota, Metazoa, Nematoda, Chromadorea, Rhabditida, Rhabditidae. Gene Ontology annotation, molecular function: DNA binding; DNA topoisomerase type I (single strand cut, ATP-independent) activity; zinc ion binding. Gene Ontology annotation, biological process: DNA topological change. The transcript is spliced from 8 exons. The coding region runs from base 1 to 2043 and encodes 680 amino acids.
AUGAGAAAAGCUUUAUUUGUUGCGGAAAAAAAUGAUGUAGCUAAAGGAGUCGCCUCAAUUUUAUCAAAUGGAACAUCGAAUCGAAAAGAAGGUCGGAGUAUAUUCAACAAGAUUUACACUCUCAACACUGAGCUCUUUGGACAGAGAACAGCAGUUUCUGUAACAAGUGUCUCAGGACAUAUGAUGAAUUUCCAGUUUCAUGAAAAUAUGUCAAAUUGGCAAACUACUUCAAUGGUUGAACUUUUUGAGGCACCGGUACGACAUGUCGUCAUGCCAGAUAUGAAACUAAUUGAGCAGACUUUGAGAGAAGAAGCACAGAGACAUGAUUUACUAGUUGUUUGGACGGAUUGCGAUCGAGAGGGAGAAGCUAUUGGAGCGGAAAUUGUGAAAGUGUGUAGAGAAAGUAACAGACGAAUUGAUAUUUUCAGAGCCAGAUUCUCAGAAAUCACGAAAACUGCAAUCACACGUGCUGCUCAAAAUCUGAUCAGACUUGAUGAGAGAACUGUUGCUGCAGUUGAUUGUCGAAGCGAGUUGGAUCUAAGAAUUGGAUCUGCAUUCACAAGGCUUCAAACAUUGCAUCUUCGAAAUCGUUUUAGAGAUUUAUUGGGGCAAAAUGAAAAUUCAAAAGUUAUCAGUUAUGGUUCGUGUCAAUUCCCAACUCUUGGAUUCGUCACUGACCGCUAUAAAUUAAUAGAAAAUUUCAUUUCUGAACCAUUUUGGAAACUAUCCGUUGAACACUCACGAGAAGGUCAUAAAGUUGAAUUCCUUUGGGAUCGAAAUCGUCUUUUCGAUCGAGAAGUUGUCGAUAUUCUUCAUGAUGAAUGUAAAGAAGCAAAAGAAGCCCACGUGGAAAAAGUAACAAAAAAGCCAAAAAGUAAAUGGAGACCCCAAGGAUUGGAUACUGUUGAACUCGAAAAACUGGGAAUUUCAAAAUUGAGAAUAAGCCAACUACAUGGGGAUGAUUGGAAAGUCUACGAACUUGUCGUUCGUCAUUUUCUUGCUUGCGUUUCUCAAGAUGCUCAAGGAGAAGAAACCAUGGUCAAUUUGAGUAUUGGUUCAGAGAAGUUUCAUUCUUCCGGACUCCGUAUUAGAGAUAUGGGAUAUUUGAAAGUAUACAUUUACGAGAAAUGGGGAAAUCGUUUACUGCCCACAUACACUCAAGAUGAAAGAUUCAGUGACUAUCAACUCAAAAUUGGGGAUGGAAAAACACAACCACCAGAUUUGUUGACUGAAGCCGACUUGAUUGCCCUGAUGGAUAAAUUUGGUAUUGGAACUGAUGCUACUCAUGCUGAACACAUUGAGAAAAUCAAAUCACGUGAAUAUAUCGGUGUGAAACCCGAUGGAAAGUUAAUUCCAUCUUUUCUUGGUCUCGCGCUUGUUGAUGGUUAUGAUGAUAUGGGAUUCGCAAUGAGUAAACCAGAUUUACGUGCGAAUUUGGAAAUCCAAUUGAACGAGAUUUGUAAUGGACGACGACAAAAACAAGAUGUUCUUAAUGAACAAAUUGGAAAAUACAAAACCAUUUUCGUAGAAUCCGAAAGAAAUAUUGAAGUUCUCUCACAAAGUUUGCAACGGUAUCUGAACAAAAACCAACAAAUCGGUGGUGGUGGUGGUGGAAACGGAGGUGGAGGUGGUCCACCGAGAGGACCAGGAGGAGGCGGAGGUGGAGGUGGGUCGAAGGGGCCCCCAAAACCACCACCAAAACCACGUGGCAGACCGCCCAACAAGUCGGUCACGCCUACAAAGGAUGAUGAUCAAGAAAAUGAUACGAUUACUACUCUAAGUGAAGUGUUAAGUAAUCUCAAAAAUCCCAAACCAGCUCGCAAAUCCAGAGCGAAAAAGAGUGUUCCGAAAGCAGAUGCAUCGAAGAAGGGACAGGAAAACGAGUUUGAAGAGGAAGAAGAAGUUAUGUGUACUUGUGCAGAACCUAUGAAAGCUAUCAUAAAAGUUGUUCAAAAAGAGGGACCAAACAAAGGAAAGAAGUUUUAUACAUGCUCUCUACCGUAUACAUCGUCGGACAAAUGUAAUUUCUUCAAAUGGGUAUAA